Messenger RNA from Striga asiatica, 2122 nucleotides. NCBI's taxonomy places the organism in Eukaryota, Viridiplantae, Streptophyta, Magnoliopsida, Lamiales, Orobanchaceae. The record is from the annotation of a GenBank genome assembly.
CCUCUACAUUUUCCUUGAAUAUAUACGUGCAGCUGCUCUCUGACUGCGAGCCGCCCCCAUUUUGAGCUCUCACAUUCCCUUCGUCACCAUCCUCAACCCAACAAGUUGUUUGCUUGCAUUCUGAUUGUGCCUUUGUUGGUCUGUUAUCGGCGGAGAGAGAGAGAAUUGAGGACAAUCAACUCUUUCUGCUGCUUACGGUCAAAUUCACCUUCCUCAUUUGUCGAAACUUCUUGAUUCUAGGAACAUUUGUUCAUCCAUUAAUUCUUAAGGGGCUCCUUUUGGGUUAGCGGCCAUGGCAGCCACAUUGCAUUUACGUGGACUCGUGACAUCUCAUCCAUGUUGCUCCAAGAGAGCCUCGUGCUUUCAAUCUGUUUGGGGACACCAUAAUCUUGGCCACCUGGUUACCCCUCUUCCUGCUCCUGGUUCACGUACGCAUCUGAAUGGGUCUCGUGGACAGCUGGCCCUUCGAAUUAAUUGUGUGGCUGGCAGGGUCGGCAUCCUAGAGAAGCAUGAUGUCGAGGACCAAGCAUCUGAACAAACUGCAAAUCAGCUGACGUGUGUGAUGAAGUUUGGUGGCUCAUCUGUUGCCUCGGCAGAUAGGAUGAGAGAAGUAGCUGAACUUAUUCGCAGCUUUCCUGAAGAGAGGCCUGUCAUUGUUCUUUCUGCUAUGGGGAAAACAACCAACAAGCUCCUACUGGCUGGAGAAAAGGCGGUCACUUGUGGGGUUUCAAAUGUGUCUGAUCUUGAAGAACUGACCUUCAUCAAAGAUUUGCAUUUGAGUACUGCAGACGAGCUUGGGGUAGAAAGGUCUAUAAUUGCAAAACACCUCUCUGAGUUGGAACAGCUUCUGAAUGGGAUUGCUAUGAUGAAAGAGAUGACUCUGAGAACAAAGGACUAUCUUGUCUCUUUCGGCGAGUGCAUGUCCACUAGGAUUUUUGCAGCAUAUAUGAAUAAGAUUGGUGUCAAAUCUCGUCAAUAUGAUGCCUUUGAAAUGGGUAUUAUCACUACUGAUGAUUUUACGAAUGCGGACAUUUUGGAAGCGACUUAUCCAGCUGUUGCAAAGAGGUUGUGUGGAGAUUGGAAUAGUGAUCCUGCAAUUCCUAUUGUGACUGGGUUCCUUGGGAAGGGCUGGAAAAGUUGUGCUGUCACUACAUUGGGAAGGGGUGGUAGUGAUUUGACUGCCACAACAAUUGGUAAAGCUUUGGGGUUGAGGGAAAUUCAAGUGUGGAAAGAUGUAGAUGGCGUUUUGACUUGUGAUCCUAACAUAUAUCCUGGGGCGGAGCCAGUGCCCUAUCUGACUUUCGAUGAGGCAGCUGAACUUGCUUAUUUUGGCGCUCAGGUUCUCCAUCCUCAGUCCAUGAGACCUGCCAGAGAGGGUGACAUUCCUGUUCGAGUGAAGAACUCUUAUAAUCCUAAAGCUCCAGGAACCCUUAUUACUCGAGCAAGAGAUAUGAGCCAGGCAGUACUUACUAGCAUUGUUUUGAAACGAAAUGUCACAAUGUUGGAUAUUGUCAGCACUAGAAUGCUAGGCCAAUAUGGGUUUCUUGCUAAGGUUUUCUCAACUUUUGAGGAUUUAGGCAUAUCUGUAGAUGUGGUAGCAACCAGUGAGGUGAGCAUCUCCUUGACAUUAGACCCUUCAAAGCUUUGGAGCCGAGAGCUGAUCCAGCAGGCAAGUGAACUGGAUCAUAUGGUUGAAGAGCUUGAAAAAAUUGCAGUAGUAAAUCUUUUACAGAACAGGUCCAUUAUCUCGCUCAUUGGGAAUGUUCAGAGAUCCUCACUGAUACUAGAGAAGACUUUUCAUGUUCUCCGGACAAAUGGAGUAAACGUCCAGAUGAUAUCUCAAGGUGCCUCAAAAGUGAACAUUUCAUUUAUUGUCAACGACAGUGAAUCUGAAGAAUGUGUUAGGGCUCUUCACGCCGCUUUCUUUGAGAGCGAUCUUACGGAACUUAUGAAGCUUUAUUUGAAAUAUGUAAUGUUGCAUCUCCGGUACAAACUGAAUUUGCCCAUCUCCGGCACCUUCAUCUGCAACUCACGAUUUUUCGGCAAGGCCUCGACCUUUUCCUCCAUAAACGAUAAAGCUUUAGCCUUUUUCCCCAAAGUCCCUUUUUAUCAAUCUUGUUGA